AUGCCGAAAAACUGUUGUAUUGUUGGUUGUACCAACAACAGCGUAAAAAGGAGAAAGAAGAACAACAACCCCGCACACCCAGAUUACACUCCGUCCAUUUUCCCGCAAGCAGUGCUGAAGGAAUUGACUAAGAGUACCACACUUGAUCGCUUCAAGAGAGCACAGAAAAGAAAAGCACCAUCCACUACUCUAGUAUCACGAAAGGAAAGGAAGGUGCAAGAACAAGAGGAAUGA
Molecule: messenger RNA, 234 nt
Organism: Knipowitschia caucasica
Lineage: Eukaryota; Metazoa; Chordata; Actinopteri; Gobiiformes; Gobiidae
Source: the annotation of a GenBank genome assembly